AUGGGCGGCUUCCUCACGCUGGUCGAGGACCGACCGACACCCAAAGCGGUGUACAACUGGAGAGUCUACGCAUCAGCUGCUGUAGCAUCUUUCGCCUCAUGCAUGAUUGGAUACGACAGUGCCUUCAUCGGCACGACUCUGGCCUUGCCUGCAUUCGUGGAUGAGUUCAAAUUCGAGGACAUGAGCACAUCGCACCUUGCUCUUGUAAAGGCCAACAUCGUAUCUGUCUACCAAGCCGGAGCCUUCUUUGGAUCAUUCUUCGCAUACCCUUCAGCAUUCUUCCUGGGCCGAAAGCCAUCGCUGAUCAUCUUCGCCUGUGUCUUUAUGGUUGGUGCAGGUAUCAUGUUGGGCGCAACUGGUGACCGAGGACUUGCCCUGAUCUACGCUGGAAGAGUCCUCGCUGGCAUCGGUGUCGGAGCUUGCUCGAUGAUCACACCCAUCUACAUUUCCGAGAUCUCGCCGCCAGCAAUUCGUGGUCGCAUUGUCGGGACAUACGAGCUUGGAUGGCAGAUUGGUGGUCUCGUGGGAUUCUGGAUCAACUAUGGUCUUUCUGAGACUAUGGCACCCAGCCACAAGCAAUGGAUCAUUCCAUUUGCCGUCCAGCUUAUCCCAGGUGGCCUUCUGCUCAUCGGCGCAUUCUGGCUCACGGAAAGCCCAAGAUGGCUGCUCAGCAAGCACAAGAGACAAAAAGCACUUGAGAAUCUCUGCUGGCUCCGCAAUCUGCCAGCAGAUGCCAUCUACAUGGUGGAAGAAGUGGCUAUGCUCGAUGCUGCUCUCGAAGAGCAAGCUUCAUCGAUUGGUGAGGGUUUCUGGAAGCCAUUCAAAGCUGUCAAGGAGAGCCGCAAAGUUCAAUGGCGAUUCCUGCUCGGUGGUCUCCUCUUCAUGUGGCAGAACGGAUCUGGAAUCAACGCAAUCAACUACUACAGUCCUACAGUGUUCAAGGCAAUCGGUGUUGCUGGCACGAACGCUGGCUUUCUCACGACCGGCAUCUUCGGCGUGGUCAAGACCGUGCUGACAUUUGUGUGGAUGUUCUUCCUCAUCGACAACCUCGGUCGCCGAAACCUCCUCAUGAUCGGUGCCGGUGGUGGAUCUGUCUGCAUGUGGAUUAUUGGAGCAUACAUCUAUACGCGUGCCAGCGGAUCUAAGCUCACAACAUCUACCGAGGGUUUGAGCAGUGGCGGUAUUGCGGCCAUGUUCUUCUUCUACUUAUGGACCGCUUUCUACACUCCAUCAUGGAACGGUACACCAUGGGUUAUGAACUCUGAGAUGUUCGACAUGAACACUCGUGGUCUGGGUCAGGCUAGUGCCGCAGCGAACAACUGGCUCUGGAACUUCAUCAUCAGCCGCUGCACGCCUCAGAUGUUCUUGAACAUGGGUCCAGGUGGAUGUGGCGUCUUCUUUUUCUUCGCAUCCAUGAUGAUUGCCAGCAUCGCUUUUGUCUGGUUCUUGGUACCAGAAACCAAAUCCAUCCCACUCGAGAGCAUGGAUCGUCUGUUCGAGAUCAAGCCCGUCCGCAAGGCAAACAAGAUCAUCCUCCAACAAGACCGCGAAAGGGACGAGGAGUUCCGACACGAUGCGGAAGGCGCUGGCCUCAGCGUCACGAAAGAGAAGCUCGGUCAUGUGGAGACGACUACCGAGCGAGCCAGCGAUGCAUAG
Molecule: messenger RNA, 1656 nt
Organism: Pseudocercospora fijiensis CIRAD86
Lineage: Eukaryota; Fungi; Ascomycota; Dothideomycetes; Mycosphaerellales; Mycosphaerellaceae
Exons: 3
Coding region: 1-1656 (551 amino acids)
Biological process (GO): carbohydrate transport; transmembrane transport
Cellular component (GO): membrane
Molecular function (GO): carbohydrate:proton symporter activity
Source: RefSeq, a predicted model, not a curated record